CUGCAACAGAUGCCAACAUCCGAUUCCUAGAUUGUCUCUGUUAAUAAUGUAUCGUUGAAGUAUUUCAACAAUCAUAUUAUAGACAGUCCUUCAUUGAAUCGAACAGGAGGAAAUCGGAGCACGCCAGCUCCGCGCUCUAAAAUGGAUGAGGGACUACUGCUUUUUGAGCACCUUAGAGUUCCGCUUGCUGUUACCGGUUCAGCCUCGUACUGGAAAAUCAAGGAGAAGGAUGCCCGUGUCGUCCUCCAAACAGCCACUAUAAUUUUGUGGGGAUCACCGGCGCUUGAACUUCUUAGAUUUUAGAGAAGUGACACCAGUCUAUGGAAUAAGCUUUUGUUAUUGGUUCAUUGAGGUAGUACUAUGUUUCAUCUCAUGUCACCGAUUACAGGUAAGUGUGCCGCCAUUAAUAGUUCAACAUGAAGAAAGUGAAUUCACCGCGAGGUAAGUUUACCGAGUAAAUAUAUUCAUAGUAUCUGACAACUAAUAGUUAAAAAGUAUUUUAUUAACAAAAAAAUAAAAAAAUAAUAAUAAAUAAAUAAAAAAAAAGAGAGAACAAUUGAAGUAGAAUGAAAAAUUACCAAAAACUUCGUACGUGUAACUUACCCUGCGGUGAGUUGAUGACGGUGAACUUAACGGACAUGGUGUCACCAGAUCAGGGGGGAAAAUGUAGCCUCGUUGGCUUCAAAUACUUCCAGCAGAACACAAGGAACUUCCAAGUUUCUUUCCUUUAAAUUGGGUAUCAACAGCUGAGGUACCAAAUUUGCAUUCGAAUUCCGAUACUCGAAGUCUUCCAUCUUCUGUAAUGCACUGUGACCACGGUUCAGCCGUACAGCACGCUCAUGGAUUGUGACACGCCAUAAGGUCCAUAAGCUGGUGAUUAGAGUCAGUGGUCGCAGUUGAUGCUCUUCCACUGAGUGAGUUUUACGUCAACAUUAGUCUCCUCAUCUUAAAACUUCUUUCUCUAUCUGUGUACAAUGCUUUUGACAAUAGUGUUAUAUCAGUAAACAAUCUGAGGCGUUCUGAGUAUAUCAGACAGCUUGCAUCUAAUCCUUUGUCAAGAACUCGAUGACGGCCGGUUUUUUUUAUGUUUAAAAUCAAUUAUUUGCCUGUAACAAAGAGAAAAAGAAGGAACAAGUUACUAUAGGAAGACUUACUUCACCAUCAUGAAUAAUUUGAACGUCCUAUAUUUCAAUUAAUAAACGUUAUGCCCACUUUUCAUUAAUUGCACAAUCAGGCUGUUCCGUCGAUCGGAUCAACUGGAACCCUCAUCGUCGUAACCGACGGAGUACCGGUUUGUAUGUAGUUUAAAAUUAUUAGUUGUUUACAUUUAUCGCAGAAGGUCUCUUAGCAUUUCUAAUAAUUUAGAUUCUAGACAAUUCCAUUAUUUUAGUGGUUUAUACAUGGAAUAAUGUCACGUGAUACAGACUAGCAACACUUAGCACGAUAUUGAAGUAAUCGUGAUCUUGUCAUACCGGAGAAGUUAGUAUGGUUUGGUUCACACUUGUAACCCUGCUAAUAUCUCUAACUUCCUAUAGUGCUUCUGGUGACAGCUCCGAGUGGCUGACUGAUUUCGAUAUUGGUAACAGAUUGUUUUUAUACUUUUUAGUUAGUGUCUAUGAAGAAGGCAGUGUCUAUGAAGGAGGCAGUAUCUAUGAAGGAGACAGUGUCUACGGAGAAGGCAGUGUCUACGGAGAAGGCAGUGUUUACGGAGAAGGCAGUGUCUACGAAGAAGACAGUGUCUAUGAAGAAGGCAGGGUAUAUGAAGAAAGCAGUGUCUUUUAUAGGGUCUACAAGACGGUAAGGAAACAGGAAGCUAUCCUCAAACCAGAAACCCUGAUUGAACGCAUGCUAUGGAGUGGACUUCGCUCAAGCUCCACAAUGCACCAAUCAAGCGACUAUAAUAACACUGUUAUAGGUACAAUGUUUGAAACUUUGACGGAGAGGGAAAGUCGAUUACAUCGACCCUAGUGCUCAACUGGUACUUAUUUUAUCGACUCCCAAGGAUGAAAAGCAAAGUCGACCUCGGUGGAAGUUGAACUCAAAGUAAAGACUGGUAAACCAUUGUUAAGCAUUUUGCCCAGCGUGCCAGCAAUUCUGCUAUCCCACCGCCAAUGAUAAUUAUUUUUAAAGUAGACACAGUGCCAGAAAUUCAUUGAGUUAACCGAUUAACUCUUCCUCUUCAGUAAUUGAUUAGCAUUUUGUCGAUCCUCAGCGGGAUUUGAACACAACAUAAAGAGCCGCUACUAAAUACCGCAUGGUAUUUUUCUCAUCCAACAUUGAAAAAUUACAAUCCUACAAUGCUUAAAGACAAAGUUGAGUUUGGUGGGAUUUGAACUCAAGAACUCGGAAGUAAAUACCACACUGGGCUUUUGUCCGACACGCUAGCGAUUCUACCAAUCCAAUCCAAAUUCAAAUUAUACGAAAGCAAGACAAUAGAAAACAAAAGAAAAACAAUCAAAUUAAAAAAUUCCACAAACAGAAGCAAGCAAAUAGACGCGUCUAUAAACAAACAAAAAUAAUACGAACAACAUUGAAUUGAACAGAGGUGAAAUAUUUUGAUUGAAAUUAUAGAAGACAUUAAGAGAGCUUGGAAUAUGUCAUGGACUGACGAAAAUGUACGUCUGAUGAUAACACAUACUGACAGUCAUAGAAUAUUUUAUUUCACCGUUAUAUAAAGUCCUUUACGUAAAUUUUUCUUAACUCUGUCUCGUAUCUUUACUCACGCACACGCAUACACUCACUGAUACACACAAUUAACAAACAGACGCACACACAAGCAUACACGCACGCACGCAUACACACACACACACACACAUACACACACAUACCUGCACAUAUAA
Messenger RNA from Octopus bimaculoides (California two-spot octopus), 2840 nucleotides. RefSeq lists its product as uncharacterized. The record is from RefSeq and is a predicted model, not a curated record. Lineage: Eukaryota; Metazoa; Mollusca; Cephalopoda; Octopoda; Octopodidae.